CAAACGUAUAGGACGUAUUGUAAAAUCGUCAUAGUGUUGAGAGUCACGUGGAAGAUAUGCGUUGCCGCCAAUUCAAACAGAAGACGGUUAGAGAAGUUGGAUGGGAUACCUUUGUCAGCAUCCCACCUGAUAGCCAGCCUUACUGACUUGAACAAUGAGUAGCAGCAAAAGCAGCAUGUCUUGCUUAAAUCCUCACUGUCCAUCUUCUAGUUCUGCAGGAUCAGAAUCUAAAAUCAUAAGUGGCAAAAUAGACCUGAGGAAUAUUCACCAGUGCAGCAUUAGCAAAACUGCAAAGCUCAAGAAGCGAAAAACCAAGAAGCAGCGUGACGAGGCUAGGUGUAAGAAACUACAGGUUGAAAAUGCAAAAAAGGGCUCAAAUGGAAUUUUUUCUCAAAUUCAGGGCUUACAACAUAGUUUGAGGGUUCCUCCUUCAUCUGCAUUUAAGGUUACAUACAACUCAAAUCCUGUUAUCAUCACCAAGAGCCGCCUGAGUCAGCACUUGGGCAUGUUUAAUAGAGAAGUGAAAUCGAUUGAUAUUGAAAGACUUCUGAGUAAGGCAAAUGAGAAGGACAUUGCAGAAAAUGAUUGCCAGAACAAUACUUCUCAGAUAGAAAAGGAGAACACAGUACAGGGGGACAAUAUCCACACACAUCUUUGUGCGGCAGAUACAGAAGUAAAUGUAAAUGAAGAGGUAGCAUUCUUAAACUGCAAGGAGCAAAAUCUCCUUCGCGACAGAGAACAUGUAAAUAACGUACUGCUGAGUGAGGAAAGACAAAAUUCCACACCAGGUUCCCAGGGCACAGAUAUCCAUCCUAUUACCAUUUUUUUACACAGUGAUAAGGAAUCCCACAUGCCUUCUUCAAGUAGAAUGAACGUUCCUGUUCUGGAAGUAGCUGAGAAGAUUUUUAGAAAGCUGCACAAUCAAGUGUUAUUUCCAGGUCGUAACCUAGUGAGUGAGACUCAGAAGUCUAUAAUGGCAAAGAGGGUACAGAUGAAAAAGAUCUCAUUGAUAACAUCUGCCCAGAAGAAGCUGGAUUGCAGUACUAAAGGGUGAAAUGAUCACUGUUAAAUCCUCAAGGCAGAACAUGCUGGGAUUUGAGAUGUCAUCGCAGAAAAUGCAGCAUGUCCGCAGAAAGAAUGGGACACAUGCAGGAACUGUUAGCACUUUUGCUUUACAGCACUGCUCCACAUCAGGCUGUUCUCUUCAGGCUGCACUUUGCUCUGGCUUCACUGUGUAUGUUUUUCUCAACAUAGUGCAGCCAGAGUGAAGAGCUGUUUGAAGAAAGCAGUCAGGAGCGCUGGAAAGCAGCUAAUUGGUUGAUGCUUUAUUCUCUAAUUAAUUAACACAUUGCAAUUGAGCUGGUGCUUUUGUGUAACCUAAUUUAAAUUUAAUUUUAUUUAAAAAUAACCUGCAGAAACAUUUUCACUAAAGAAAAUUAUAGCAGAAAGAAAAAAAAAAGUUCUGCCUCUGGCUGUUAAUAUAAUAAUAUAAGCCAUUUGCCGUCAUUCUCUAUACAACUUCCCAU
This is a messenger RNA of Bombina bombina (fire-bellied toad), 1526 nucleotides long. RefSeq lists its product as uncharacterized. The record is from RefSeq and is a predicted model, not a curated record. Lineage: Eukaryota; Metazoa; Chordata; Amphibia; Anura; Bombinatoridae. Bases 155 to 1054 code for a protein of 299 amino acids. The transcript has 3 exons.